This is a messenger RNA of Lonchura striata (white-rumped munia), 4831 nucleotides long. RefSeq names its product solute carrier family 7 member 2 (gene SLC7A2). Lineage: Eukaryota; Metazoa; Chordata; Aves; Passeriformes; Estrildidae. Gene Ontology annotation, biological process: L-arginine import across plasma membrane; L-ornithine transmembrane transport. Gene Ontology annotation, molecular function: L-ornithine transmembrane transporter activity; L-arginine transmembrane transporter activity; L-lysine transmembrane transporter activity. Gene Ontology annotation, cellular component: plasma membrane. The record is from RefSeq and is a predicted model, not a curated record.
CCUCCACCCCUCAACACUGAGGGCUCCCACACCAUCUGCAGCUGGCUUUUAAAGCAAGUCUUUUAAUAAAAUCACUUAAAGUCAUUACUCUUCCAUUUAUGACAGCAGGAGUUCGGGACUGAGUAAGAGGAGCAGAAACUUGCCCAGCAGAAGUUGCUCUGAAUCAGGAUCAAGCACUGUUGAUUGAGCUAUCCAUCUUCACACGAAGUCAUCGCUGUUAGUGGAUUGAACUAGUAGCUCUACAUCCACCAUGUUGCCGUGUGGAACAGCUCUGUCCUUUAUUCGGUGUCUGGUGCGGAAGAAGAACAUUGGCAGCGAAAGUCUUGAGGACACCAAGUUGUGCCGAUGCUUAUCAACGCUGGACCUUAUAGCCCUGGGAGUCGGAAGUACCCUGGGUGCUGGUGUUUAUGUCCUUGCUGGAGAAGUGGCCAAGUCUGAUUCUGGACCUAGCAUCAUUGUUUCUUUCCUAAUUGCUGCCAUUGCAUCUGUGAUGGCAGGUCUCUGCUACGCCGAAUUUGGCGCUCGUGUUCCCAAGACUGGUUCUGCAUAUUUGUACACUUACGUUACAGUAGGCGAACUGUGGGCUUUUAUCACUGGCUGGAAUCUCGUUUUAUCCUAUAUUAUAGGUACAUCAAGUGUAGCAAGAGCCUGGAGUGGCACCUUUGAUGAACUUCUUGGAAAACAGAUUGGUCAUUUCUUCAGUGCUUACUUCAAAAUGAAUUACUCCGGGCUAGCAGAAUAUCCUGACUUCUUUGCAGUACUCCUUAUAUUACUUUUAUCAGGUCUUUUAUCUUUUGGAGUAAAGGAGUCUGCAUGGGUGAAUAGGAUUUUCACUGCUAUUAACAUCUUGGUCCUGGUCUUCGUUAUUAUUUCUGGUUUUGUGAAAGGUGAACCUGACAACUGGAAUAUAAGUGAAGAAUAUCUCAGAAACUUUACUGCAGUAACAGAGAACCGCUCAUCCUAUGAAAAUGUGACAAGUAUGUAUGGAAGUGGUGGCUUUAUGCCAUAUGGUUUCACAGGAACAUUGGCUGGUGCUGCAACCUGUUUUUAUGCUUUUGUUGGAUUUGACUGCAUUGCAACCACUGGAGAAGAGGUCAAGAAUCCUCAGAAAGCCAUACCCAUAGGAAUUGUGGUGUCCCUACUUGUCUGCUUCAUGGCCUAUUGCUUGGUUUCAGCUGCACUGACACUUAUGAUGCCAUACUAUCUGCUAGAUGAGAAAAGUCCUCUGCCAGUAGCAUUUGAAUAUGUUGGAUGGGGUCCUGCUAAAUAUGUUGUAGCAGUGGGAUCCCUCUGUGCUUUGUCUACAAGUCUUCUCGGCUCUAUGUUCCCUUUGCCCCGAAUUCUGUUUGCCAUGGCACGUGAUGGUUUACUCUUUAGUUUUCUUGCCAAAGUGAAUAAGAGGCAGGCACCAGUUUCUGCCACCUUGACAGCAGGGGUCAUCUCUGCUGUAAUGGCAUUUCUGUUUGACCUAAAGGCUUUAGUGGACAUGAUGUCUAUUGGCACACUUCUUGCUUAUUCACUUGUGGCAAUCUGUGUUCUCAUUCUUAGAUACCAACCCACCUAUGAGGAACCAAAAUACUCUCCAGAAAAAGCAGCUUUGGCUGCAGCUGAAAGGGAAUCUGCAGUAAGUGAGUCACAGAUAAGCAUGAUAGAAGAGAAUCACUUCCGUCUUCAGGCCUUGAUUAAUCCAUCCAGUUUACCAACUGGGCAGACUGCAACUAUAGUUAACUUCUUAGUGAGCCUCUUAGCUUGCUUGAUUUGUGGCUUGAGUGUCCUCAUUACAUAUGGGAUUCAUUUCAUUGCUAACUUGGAGCCCUGGAGUAUUGGCCUUCUUGCUUUAUUGGUGAUCUCCUUCAUAGUUACCAUUCUCCUCAUCCAAAGGCAGCCUCAGAACCAGCAAAAAGUAGCUUUUAUGGUUCCACUAUUACCAUUUUUGCCAUCAUUGAGUAUACUGGUAAAUAUUUACUUGAUGGUACAAUUAAGUGGAGACACUUGGAUGAGAUUUAGCUUCUGGAUGUUACUUGGCUUCCUCAUUUACUUUGCUUAUGGCAUCAGACACAGUGUUGAAGGUCAUCGUGGUGAUGGAGAUGAUGAUUCUUGUUCAGAAAAUAGUGGGUUGCAAGAAAAGAACCCAGUGGAUGACCCUGAAAAUACAAAUGAAAGGGAUCAAUUUCUUCCACAUGAAAGGACAAGUGAAUGUUAAACUCUGCAAUCUUUUAAACCUUCAAUUGGCAUUUUACUUGUAGACUGAAAUUUCAAAAGCUUUCUUCCAACAUGUGCCUCUUGAAAGUGUUUACUACAAGGCCUAACUGAUAUUUUGGACAAGCUGCUAAUCCAUCUUCAUAAUUUCUGAACUGACAGCAUGGAGAUUAAUACUUUUUUUUUUUUUAAAGUACCCUUCGGCAAGCAAAAAUUUGGAGACAUUGUUUGAAGCGUCAUCCAAAAUCACUGGCAAUCAUCAGUUAUGAAGAAUUUUAGAACUGUCUUCAAGAAGUUCUGAGCAUUUGACAAUCCAUUGUGAACAUAAGUGCCUUUCAUACCUCUCUCCCUGUUAUAUGUUUUGGUAACAAUCUAAAUUCUCUCUGUUGAAGUAACUCAUAGGAGAUAAAUUUCAUUCAUAUAGGCCUGGAAAGGCAAAAUGAAUGGUAAUUUUAUGGAUUAGAUACUUUGUAAAAAAUAGAGGAGCAUUUGUUUAUGUAAAAAAAAAAAGUAAUUGCUUAUCUUUACUAAUCAUGACUAUUAAUCUGUGGUCAUGGAGAAGUCAAGCAGUGAAGAUACUUAAAAGGUUUUUAGUGCCUCUAAAUAGCAUUCAAGAUUUCUACUUAAGUGCAUGCCUUUUCUUUGAAGGAUGCUUCUCACAAGAGAAGCUCUUUUGUUUUCUGCAAAAUCAUCUGGGAAAUAAUCUGUUGGUUACAGUAUUGACAUUGGCAAUGAGAUGUGAUUUAGCAAAUUUUAUGCUUUUGACUUCAGAAGGGCCAGAAUUUCAUCUGACUAAUUAAUUUGGUACCUACCUCCAGCAGUCAUCCAGUUUUCCUCCUUACUACUAAUUUUUCUCCAUAUGGGGAAAAUGUAUAAUCUCCUUUAUACAUGUUCCAAAAUUGCUAUUGCUGAGAUUAGCCUUACACAUUGCUUCUCCUAAGAAAAAUUAAUGCAGAAAAUCCCAGCUUGUUUUUUCAGAUGGUAGGGGAGGCUAAAAAAACAAAGGUCUGGGUUUUGAAAAAAAAACCUUAUCAAAACAGUAUUUCAUUGCUUCAUUAAGUCUUAAAAUAUAUGUUAGCAUAGCACUUCUUUGUGAGCCAAGCCUACAUCCACAAAUCCAUUAAUGUGGGUAUGAUGUCUAAAUGCUAAUUUAUGUAAAGAGCUAAACUGGUAUGGCAAUGAUGGCCUAACAAUUAUUUUAAUGCUGGUAAAACCAGGGAAUGUUCUUCUUUCAACAUAAAUCAUGUUAUCUGUGAAAGGCACACAGGUAUUUUAAGCAAGGAGUAGGUUCAAGUCCUAUGAAGGAUUCCACAAUAUGAAGUCAUUUGACAAGAAUGUAUUUACAAAAAAUCCUUCCCUAGAGUAAGAACUAUCUUAGACUUUGUCAUGGAGAGUUGCAAUCUGUUGCUGGUACUAAGCAUUGGUAUUAAUCUCCGUUGUUAGGUAUAAGAACUUUAGAUGCCAUGAGAGCUAUGUUGGUUGACAGUGAAGAGCACCUUACUUUUUAUAAUAGCUAGAAUUUUAUUAAAAAAAAAGAAAAAAAAACUAGUUAGGCUGCUUCUGUCUCUCUCCUUUUCCAAAGCAAUAAGUUGCUCUUUUUAAUUUUAAAAUUACUUCUUUCCCAGUAUUCUUAAAUCCUCAGCUUCAAAAAAGCCAUUGCUGUGGGAGCAAGUCAGCUGCGCCCAUGUGAAGAUUUUGCGUGAUGUCUUUACAAGCCUACAGUGAAACACAGCUCUUAAAAUUCCUUCCAUAUCUCAGCAUGUGGAAAGCACAGACUUUUUGCUAUGGUUGUUGAUGCCACAGAGCAGGCCAGCCAGGCUCCCAAGGCACAAACUUCUGCUGUUCUGUGCUGUGCAAGGAAGACUCCAUCCCUGCCUGAGGCCAUCCUAGAGAAUGUAUGUGUGCACACCUGUCCAUGUAUUUGAAUCUGUCUGAAAUCAGCCCAUAGCGAAUUUGAUGUACUGGUUAAAAUAAUUUCUGUAUUGCACUGGACUUUUCCUUUCAAGGGAUACUGCCAGUACAAUUAGCUGCUGACUAAAGCAAGUGCUAGCUAAGGCCUCUGGAGAGAACUAAAGGAAGUAAAUUUUCUAGCUUAUUUUCGUGAUGGAUAUGUCAGCACUUUGUAUAUUGACAAAUUCCCCUUUCACUUGUAUGAAUAUUUCUCCCCACUUGUUAUCAAAAUUAAUUAUUUUAAAAUAAUAGGAUGCGCCUGUACAAGUGUUGCAAAGACAGACUGGAGGAGCUGCAGCACCAGAACUAUCCAAAUAACUAAUGAGAUAUAAAAUGAAAUUAAAGGAAAGGCAUUGGGUACUCUUAGUUGCUUCAACUGCAGUAAGCUUAUUUAUAUGUGUGUAUAGUCAUUAUGAGUCAAUGACUGAGUGAAAACAGUCAAGCCAGAAGUAAGAUAUUUAUGGUGAAUUUGAUGUGCAUUUGUAUAUGUAGUCUGAAAAUUCCAGAUGCUUUAGUAGGACUCAGCAGAAGCAAAGGACAUGCCAUGCUAGAACUUACACAGAAGUGAUGGAUGCAAGAAAUCCUGAUCAUUUUCUUACAUUUGCUGUAUCUCUGCAGUUGCUGAAAGAUCAGCUGAAAGCACGAGUCCAUUGGAAUUAAAUAAUCGUUAUUUUCUAACACA